Anopheles bellator is the source of this 2539-nucleotide messenger RNA. RefSeq names its product F-box/LRR-repeat protein 14 (gene Ppa). Lineage: Eukaryota; Metazoa; Arthropoda; Insecta; Diptera; Culicidae. The coding region runs from base 880 to 2337 and encodes 485 amino acids. The record is from RefSeq and is a predicted model, not a curated record. Gene Ontology annotation, molecular function: protein binding. The transcript has a single exon.
UAUUUGAAACUUCUCGUAGCUCGCUAGCUCGCGACAAUAAACAAAUAAACAAUAAUAACGUUCAAGCUGAAAAUAAGAGUGGUGCUUUAGUUAACAUUUCCAACGUUUGCCGGGAACGGACGCGCGCUCGUGUAUAGGGGAAUCAGGCUCAAAAUCUCUGUAAUCAACAACAAUACAAAUAACCAGAAAUCAGCAAGGAAGCACGCGUUUCGCGGAUCGUGAGCAGUUUCGUGAUUGAUUCGAUCGGUGAUUUUGGUAGUGAUGUGAAUCCUUGUGAAUAUUGUUGCCGCAGACGAACCAUUGGAUAUGUUGUUGCGCAUAGUUUUGGCUGUUACGUGGUGUUCUGAGGUGGUGCGCAUAAUUUGAGUUGGUUCCGCUUACCGGCUCGGGUGACUAAUCGUGAGAAUCUUGCAAAGAAGGUGCUGUACGUGAAAAAGCAUACUUAUAAACAUAUCUUCAGGCCAGCAAUUGUUGGGCAUUUUCACCGACCGUACACCACGAAAACUGCAACGAGCGCACCACCUGUGCGCGUCAUGAUAAGGCAGAUAGCAUCAUUGGUAACUCGAAAGCGAAAGACAACGAGCAUUUGCACCAUUCGAUUGUUGCUGACUAUGGCUGUCAAAUAUAACAAAAGUGUGCAUUGUUGACUGAUUUCGCGCGGUAAUGUCCACGCCCAGCUGUGUUGUAAAGUGUAAGGCAAGAAUAAUAUACGCAGUGAAGCGAUGAGAGAAAAGUAACAAAAAUACAGUGCGCCAAACUCCGCUGCUUGGUGAUCUUCUGGAACUUGCGAGACUGAGUGAAAGAAAGCGAAAGUGCUGCACGCCAAAGGACAGAGAGAGAUAGACAGAGGCAGAGCGAGUUAUCACAUAUUCUGUGCGAAUGGAGGCCGGGUUUAUGUUGACGGAAAUUCCGGGCGGCUUCAUAACGCACCGGCCACACACCAUUGCGGGUGGACAUCGGUUUGCUCCUUACCCUAUAGUUCUGCAUCAACCGCAUUUGCAGCAAAAUGCAUCUUCGGUGUUCAGCAUUCCUCCACAUCAUCUGGCGGUUCACCACUCUGCAGCUCACGCGGCCCUGCACCAUCAGCACAUUCUGCGCUCAGUGCACCGGCCGCAAAGUCCAUCAUCUUCACCACCAACAGCAGUUGUGGAGGAGGGCACUCACAUCGGUCACCUUUACCCCGAAAUUCUUGCGAUGAUCUUUGCUAAGCUCAGCGUGAAGGAUCGCGGGAGAGCAGCACAAGUUUGCACUGUUUGGAGGGAUGCAGCCUACUCCAAAAGUUGCUGGCGUGGCGUCGAGGCAAGCCUUCACCUGCGGCGUCCAUCCCCCACACUGUUCCUGUCUCUCGUGAAACGAGGCAUCAAGCGCGUUCAGGUCCUGUCCGUGCGACGCGCUCUCAAGGAUAUCGUGACUGGGGUCCCGAUUCUGGAGUCGCUUAAUCUGAGUGGCUGUUACAAUAUCACGGACGUAGCGAUUGGCCAUGCAUUUGCCGGAGACCUUCCCAACCUAAAAAUGCUUGAUCUUUCCCUAUGCAAGCAGGUGACUGACUCCAGCCUAGGUCGGAUCACCCAGCACCUAAAAAAUAUUGAAAUAUUGGAGCUUGGUGGAUGCUGUAACAUUACGAAUACUGGCCUCCUGCUCAUCUCCUGGGGUUUGAAGAAGCUGCGCCGUUUGAAUCUUCGCUCAUGCUGGCAUAUUUCUGAUCACGGAAUCGGGCAUCUGGCAGGGCUGAGCAAAGAAACGGCGGAUGGUACGCCUGCUCUCGAGUUCCUUGGGCUACAAGAUUGUCAACGGCUUUCCGAUGAGGCUCUGCGACACAUCGCACAAGGGCUAACUUCCAUGCGUUCGAUUAAUCUGAGCUUUUGCGUAUCCGUGACCGAUAGCGGUCUGAAGCAUUUGGCGCGCAUGCCGCAUUUAGAGGAGUUAAAUCUGCGAGCCUGUGAUAACAUAUCGGACAUCGGUAUGGCAUACCUGACCGAGGGCUGUAGCUCAAUCGCAACGUUGGACGUUAGCUUCUGUGAUAAGGUAGCUGACCAGGCCAUGGUACACAUCUCUCAAGGUUUGUUCCAACUGCGCUCGCUGAGUUUAAGUGCUUGUCAAAUUACUGACGAGGGUUUAUCGCGCAUCGCCAAGUCGCUGCAUGAUCUCGAGACCCUAAACAUUGGCCAGUGCAGCCGCAUUACUGAUCGGGGCCUUGAAUUGGUGGCCGAAGAACUGGUCAACUUACGUGCCAUCGAUUUGUACGGAUGUACCAGGUUAACACCAUCGGCUCUACAGAAAAUCAACCAACUACCAAAACUUUCUAAGGUUAAUCUUGGUCUAUGGCACAUCCGGUGAUAAGCUAGCGCGGAGUACAAUAACCAUAAAGACCCACAUCAUUAUCCAACAGCUAUCCACUGUUGAAGCAUAUUGCGAGUCCGCAGGUGUGAUAGUAGUAUUUUGGCAUUUGUGAAAAGAAAGAAUAUUACUAAAAGAAUGAAGAUGGGCCUUUGAAGACUUGUAAAGAUUAGAUAGUUUGAGUAGCCAUCAUGCACCAAAG